UCUUGCUACUAUGAAGACGCCGGCGAAUGGUCUGUGUGUUAUCCAAGAACAAAGCAGCAGACGAUGGCUCAGUUCUUAGUUGAUGGAGAAGACACCUGUGCACAGACAAAAACCAAAACAAGGCCAUGCACACCAGAAUCAGUAAAUGAGGAAGAAACUGACGAAGAAUCAAAGGACGAAUCCAAAGAUUCGUCUUGCGAAUAUGAAAAUACCGGGGAAUGGUCUGCGUGUUAUCCAAGAACUAAACAGCAGACAAUGGCCCAGUCCUUAGUUGAUGGAGGCGACACCUGUCCACAGACAAAAACGAAAACAAGAUCAUGCACACCGGUGACUUCCGAAGAAUCAGAUGACGAAUACGAAGGAGAGGGUGGACUUGACGACGAAGGAGAGGAUGGACUUGAAGACGAAGGAGAGGAUGGACUUGAAGACGAAGGAGAGCGUGGGCGUGAAGACGAAGACUCAGACCCUCGACAAUUUAGAAGGUCAAGGAGCAGGUUACCCCGGGACAAAAAUAUGAGAAUGAGCAGUCAUGGUAGACGCAAUCAUCAUACAGGAACUGAGGGAGGUCAACAUCCUCAAAUAGAGUUUACACGUGAAGGUUUGUCGAGUAUAAUGAAAUCAUUGUUUAGUAGUAGAGGAAAUGGAAACAGACGACGUGGACCUCAGAGACCCAGCCCUCAACAUCAACAUAACGAUUGGUGGACUAGUUACAGAAGACAGAGAACCCAACCUGUAUUACAAACACAUCGUGGAAGUGAACACCACCAUGGAAACGAACACCACCGUGGAAACCGUCGUCAACACAAUCAUGGACAUGGAGGCUAUGUUGGAUAUCAUGGACAAAUAAAUUAUGGAAAGUAGACUCCCCAUACAGUCAUCUUCAACUAAACGUACAGUCACUUUCAGCUAAUAACCUGACAUCUCAAGCCAAAGAAGAUUACAUAAAUUGAUAACAGAUAGAUAUUUACAAAUGAGACAAGAGACUGUCAUGUGUCAGAAGGAUUCGUGAUGCAGACAUACAUAUACUAACAGUCUCGUGUACGCUGGUAAAUAAUAAUAAAGUCAGA
This is a messenger RNA of Haliotis rubra (blacklip abalone), 1067 nucleotides long. RefSeq lists its product as uncharacterized. Bases 64 to 861 code for a protein of 265 amino acids. Lineage: Eukaryota; Metazoa; Mollusca; Gastropoda; Lepetellida; Haliotidae. The record is from RefSeq and is a predicted model, not a curated record. The transcript is spliced from 2 exons.